AUGGUAUCCUCCAAAGGCAAGCCCACGGACCCCAAACUCCGAGAACAGCUCAAGAACAAGAUCAAGAACGAGGGCAACAAAGACGGCUCAGGAAAAGGACAGUGGGCAGCUUGGAAGGCUACCAAACUUUCGCAAGCCUACGAAGCGGAAGGGGGAGAUUAUGAAAAUCAGCCUGGAUCAAAGAACGAACCUAAGAGUGGUGCACCUCAGCCUAAAUCUGAGAAUAAGAAAACCGCCGAGACCAAGUCCAAGUCGAAAUCUACCACCGAAAACAAGUCUGAG
Molecule: messenger RNA, 282 nt
Organism: Tremella mesenterica DSM 1558
Lineage: Eukaryota; Fungi; Basidiomycota; Tremellomycetes; Tremellales; Tremellaceae
Exons: 3
Source: RefSeq, a predicted model, not a curated record